Molecule: messenger RNA, 5288 nt
Organism: Cuscuta campestris
Lineage: Eukaryota; Viridiplantae; Streptophyta; Magnoliopsida; Solanales; Convolvulaceae
Source: the annotation of a GenBank genome assembly
CGAUAAAAUCCCCCAGAAGCCCAUCAAGUCGGUGUGAUCAUCACCGCCGGAUUCUCGUCCGCCGAUUUCUUCCGAACGCCGCUGCCGUGCAUCCCGUCCCUGCUUGAAAAAAGCUCAACUCCGCCGGAGUCCGUGCAUAUCCCCGUCGAUUCUCGAGGGAUCCCGGCUGUAUUCGAGGUCCCUGUCAUCGUUUCCCGCCAACUAUACGACUCGUGUAGUGUCCUUCGCGCCCGAUUGUCCCUGUGCCCUCCUCCCAGGGUUGGUGCAUCCGUCCUUCUUAGGAUCUUAGGAGGCAUUUUGGAUGAUCUUCGAAUUACAAAUUAAAAAUGACUUCAAGUAUGCUGACUGGGGAGCGAAGGUUUACUUCUGCUAGGAGAGGUGGCCUCACCGUCCUUGGAAAAGUUGCUGUUCCUAAACCCUUGAACUUACCAAGUCAAAGAUUAGAGAACCAUGGACAGGACCCGGGUGUUGAAAUUGUUCCUAAGGGAACUCUCAGUUGGGGAAGUAAAACAUCAUCGUCGACUCCAAAUGCAUGGACUUCCUCCACAUUGUCCCCAAAUGCUGAUGGUGGCACUAGCUCACCGAGUAGACCAUCUACUGCUGGUAGUGACAAAACACAUGAACCUAGUAUGAGUGCAUGGACAUCCAAUUCUCGGCCAUCUUCGGCCUCUGGUGCACUAUCCUCGAGUCAAGCAUCAUUGACAUCCUUACGCCCGCGAAGCGCAGAGCCUAGGCCUGGCAGCUCACAACUUUCACGUUUUGCAGAAUCCGGCUCAAACAUUCAAACAGCAUGGGGACCUGGUUCUUCUGCAGAGCGAUUGGCGGUUUUAAACGCUAAAAACGACGGCUUUUCUCUAAGCUCUGGGGAUUUUCCUAGUCUUGGUUCUGAAAAAGAUAAUCGCGAGAAGACGAGUGAGCCACAAGAUCAUAACUCUCACGGUGUUCCUAGCUCACCUUCUGGUAAACACUCACAUGACAUGGGGAAGUUUUAUGGAGCUGACCCUGAGCAUGACUUCCAAAACGGAGAAGUUGAUACGUGGAGAAGAGAUGGCCCCCAGCAUGUAGAUAAUGGCACGCACAUGUGGCAAGGGGAUCCCCACCAGUUUUCUAAUUCUGAUGUUCGCCCUCAACAUUUUGAUGCAUGGCAUGGUCCUAUGCCUCCUCCAACUGGUGUUUGGUACAGGGGACAUCCUGGAGCACCUCCUUAUGGACCCCAUGUUGGUCCAGGUGGAUUUCAAUUUGAACAUGAGCGGGAUAUUUCACUUAUGGGCAUGCCUCCGGGGCCUGCUGUUUUGAAUAGAUAUCCAGCGCCAAAUGUUCAAGAUGCAAACCAUUCACAUGCGAGAGCAGCUAGACAUGGCAGUUCCAAUAACACGUUCUUGCAGGAACAAGGAGAACCUGCUCAUCCUGAUUGCGCUCGACAGCCAUAUAAAGUUCUUCUAAAGCAUCAUGAUGAAUGCGAUCGUGGAGUUGGGGGAGAGGACCGAAAAUGGCCCACACCUGCUAUUACUGUACAUGGAGAAAGGAGGUUUCAGCCUGGGGGAAUGAAGAAUGAAUGGGAAGUCUGCAGUAGUGAUGAAGCAAUGAUUGAAAACUCUAAUUUACAGGGUGUUGAUAAUCAAAGAGGUGAUUUUUCAGAUAAUGUCAAAUUCAAAUCUGUAGAAGGUUUGGACAAUGUAAGGACAGCUCCAGACAAUUGGGUUGGAAGAUCAGUAACUACAGAGUCCACUCAUAAAAUGACUAUGCAAAGAGGUCCAGUUUUGGCAGUUGCGGGCAAUGAAUCAAAUUUAAUGAAGAAGAUUGAAGGUUUGAAUGCAAAAGUUCAUGGUCAUGAAAGCCAUUUUGAUCCACGAAGUGACGAACAAAGUAGGGCAUAUGUUAAUGCCAAGGUUGACAAUUUUAUAGGUGAUGAAUCAAGAAGCUCAUCUAAGCAUUUUGAAACCACCCAUGCCUCUGACAUCUCAAGGACAAGCUAUCAUGGAACACAGGGUAGAAGUGAUCAUUAUCCUGCUAAAGCCAAGUUUAAUCAUCAUGACGACGGUUGGCGAAAGCAACCUCUUUCUGCUGAAUGUUCUUCUAUGUGCGCAUCUCAUAGUACUGUACCUUCUUCUAGUGUGCAAAGUAAUAUCUCAUAUCCUCAAAUUGAGGAUAUGAAACAUACCGUAAGUAGUGCACAGGAAAAGGAUGAGAAAGAAUUCAUGCCUGAAUCAUUUGAUGGCCAGACACAGCGUGCUAAAAAGGAAGAGUUGGAGAAGCGUGCCUUACAGCUACGGAAAGAAGAGGAAGAACGUACUAGGGAGCAGAAAGCCAAGGCUCUUGCUAAACUUGAGGAAUUGAAUCGUCGUAUGCAGGGAGGAGAUGAUGCUUCUUCAACUCAGAAGUCUGAAAAGGCCAAGCAAGAGCAAGUACAGUGUGCACUUAUUGAAUCACCUGAUGAACCUCUAUCCACAAAGCCUGAUGACCUUGUUGAAGUAAAUGAGCGCAUCCCCCCUAGCCAGGGAGAUGAAACAGCUGACUUGCAACCUAUGAUUGAGCAGGGACCGACUUUGACACAUCAGCAGGAAUUUGGCCUCGCUGGUCCCAAGCAGCCGACCCUCCCAUUUAAUGACAGGUAUAGUAAGCAAAGGCAGAAUGUCUCCCUCCCUAGCCAGGGUGACGAAACAGCUGUCUUUCAACCUAUGAUCGAACACAACCCAACUUUGACACGUCAAGAAGAUCUCAACACCGCCGGUGCCAAGCAGCCGACCCUCCCAUCCAGUGACAUACAUAAUAAACGUACUACUGGCCACAAGCAAAGGCAGAAUGUUGCCAUUCAUAAAGAUCUGAACAAACCAUCAGCUCCAUCAAUGGAUACUAGUGACCCUCCAAAGAAUUAUACUGAUGCGUCAACCGAUGGUGACAUUCUUGGUGGUGAGUCAAAAAAUCCUAUCGCUAUCAGUACAUUGACAGAGUCCGGUUUGCAACAGAGAAGGAAAGGCAAUAGGAAUGGUAAGAACAAGCAGAAGAUGGAUGACACACGGUCUAUCCCAGCUACUUCACUUCCCACUGCAAUGCAGGCAGACAGUACAACUGGAAAAUCCUCUGAGAAUGAAGUUUUAGUUAUAAGCUCUGUUCAGGCAACAAUGAAGAGUGACAAUGUACUGCAAAUUUCAGAGCCUCACACUCUGAGCAAAGAGGGCCAUGGCAGAGUGAAUGAUCAGCGAAAACCUCAGCACCCUCACAGGAUAUCAAGAAAUCAACGUGGUAAUCGAUUUGGGGAUAAAUCACAUGGAAGUGAUGCUGUCGUGUGGGCUCCCGUGCAACCACAGGCCAAACAUGUUUCUGACGUUGAAUCCAGUCAGAAAAAGGUCCUACCUAAUGAUCAUACUACCCCCACAAUGAGUGACAAUGUGAUGCACCGCAGUAGUCAUGAUAAUUCGAGUAAAAGCAAGCGGGCUGAAAUGGAGAGGUACGUUCCGAAGCCCAUUGCAAAAGAGAUGGCCCAGCAGGCAAGUGGUCAUCAACACCACACGUCACUCACUUUUGGAACUCACACUGUUUCUGUAAAUGCGGACAGUAAAUUAGAUGGUUGGGGGAUGCCUAUUGAUACAGGAGCACAACACGUGUCUUUUGGAACUGUAGAUGAAGUAGGCGGCACUACAGGCAAAGGUAAAUUGAGUUCUUCUACCCGACAAGACUGUGAUAAAAGCACAGUAAAAGCUGCUAGGUCCGAUAAUAGCAGAAACAGUAGAAACAGUGUGACUGGAAGAAAUCACAGUCAACCGGUGGUGGUGCAGGAGACAAAGGAGAUGGACAAAACAGCAGUUGGGGCUAAAGAAAACUGUGUUACUGUGUCUCAAUGGAAACCAAAAUCUUACGUGAAUGCUCCUCCACAUUGUGAAAAUCAGAAUGAAGUUCAGGAUGAGGUUUAUGUGAAACAGCAGCGGGAGGAGCCUAGAAGAGAGGGAAAGCAACAUUCACAGAAGCGGGAGGAGCCUAGAAGAGAGGGAAAGCAACAUUCACAGCAGUGGGAGGAGCCUAGAAGAGAGGGAAAACAACAUUCACAGAAAUGCGAUUAUUACCUCUCCAACAUUCCGUCAAUCAAACUGCACAGCCGUGCUCCGGGACGGACGACGGCAAUGGCGACCGCCGGGUUGGGGUUCUUCUCAUCUCCCCGGCCGCCACGUCAACUCUGUUAUAACUCCAGAUUUAGCCCCCUUUUCAGAAAGGCAUCUCCGCUUUCCCCAAAAGCAACUCGAUUUUCCGCUGCAAAAAAUCUCACUUCAGCGACCGCCUUCCCGGACCACAAACCUGAUCGUUUUAUAGAUGACAAGAAGGUGAUCAUACGGACCAAUAUUUUAGCAUGCCCCAUUUGCUACAAUCACUUUAUUUGGAAUCAUAAGCCACAACCAUCCAUGUAUUCUCUUUCUCAGUCCACUUUAAAGUGCAACACCUGCCAAAAGACAUACUAUGGCAAUGACACGCACAUUGACUUGACAAUUUCUAGUGGUGGCAAGGCUUUUGGGGAAACAAUUGCAGCUUCUACUGAGAUAUUUAGGGUUCCCUUUAUAUCAUUUCUUUAUGAAAGGGGUUGGCGGCAAAGCUUUUCACUAUGGGGUGCUUUUCCUGGCCCAGAAAAAGAGUUUGAGUUGAUGCAAGAUUAUCUUGAACCAGUCAUGGGUGGAAAUAUCAUUGAUGCUAGCUGUGGUAGUGGCUUAUUUUCAAGACUAUUUGCCAAGAGUGGGCAAUUUUCUCUCGUUGUUGCAUUGGACUUUUCAGAGGCCAUGUUGCAGCAGUGUUAUGAAUUCAUAAACCAGGAGGAAAACUUUCCUAAGGAGAAUAUAGUAUUGGUUAGAGCUGAUAUAUCCAGACUUCCAUUUGCAUCAAGCACCGUGGAUGCUGUGCAUGCUGGGGCUGCUUUGCAUUGUUGGCCUUCACCAUCGUCUGCGGUAGCUGAAAUCAGUCGUGUAUUACGGCCUGGAGGGGUAUUUGUUGCCACAACCUACAUUAUGGAUGGAAUCUAUUCCCUCAACCCAUUCUUGAAACCUUUCCGUCAAAGUUUUGCUCAAGUAUCAGGAAGUCACAUAUUCCUGAAUGACAAAGAACUUGAAGAUCUUUGCACUGUCUGUGGACUUGUGGGGUUCAAGUGCAUCAGGAAUGGGCGCUUCAUCAUGCUCUAUGCCAUGAAACCUACUUGAUCAUUGUGGCUAUCAGUCGGUUAAUCUAUUUCAUGGUGUUUCAUAUUUUCCCAUGUGGGCAUAGAAUGAGUUUUUCAUUCAAAAAGAUUGGCAUAAAAUCACAUUAUGUUA